Purpureocillium lilacinum is the source of this 1629-nucleotide messenger RNA. RefSeq lists its product as uncharacterized. Gene Ontology annotation, biological process: DNA replication; DNA replication initiation. The record is from RefSeq and is a predicted model, not a curated record. Gene Ontology annotation, cellular component: nuclear origin of replication recognition complex; nucleus. NCBI's taxonomy places the organism in Eukaryota, Fungi, Ascomycota, Sordariomycetes, Hypocreales, Ophiocordycipitaceae. Gene Ontology annotation, molecular function: DNA replication origin binding.
AUGGCACCCAUCUUCCGCCUUCCAGAUGAGGAGCUCCUCGCCUCUCUGGUCCAGCGUUUCCCCGGCCGGGAUCACCAGAUUCGCUCCCUCGCAACGCUCCUCCACCCUGACGCCGCGCCCUGUCGCAACCUCGUCCUCCACGGAACCGAAGCCACGGGCAAAUCCGCCGUCACAUCACAGCUCCUAUCACACCUGGCCGAGUCACGACCCGUCAAUGGCAACGCAGACGGCAAAGCCGAAGGCGGCGGCAGCAACAAUGUCGUCAACAACAGCGACGGCGGGGCCAGCCUGCGAUACGCCAUCGUCAACGCCGCGCAGUGCAUCACCGGCCGGCAUCUCUUCGAGCGCAUCGUCGGGGCCGUGGCCGACGCGCUGCGGCGGGACGCGCGGGACGACGACGAGCGCCGCAGAUGGGACCAGCAGCGCAGGCGCUGCGAGACGCUAUCGCAGCUAACCGUGGCGCUGGGGGCGAUGCUCAGAGACCCGACGCGGGAUCCGCGCUGGAGGUUCGUACUGGUGCUGGAUGCCAUCGACCGACAGAGGGACGCGCCGCCGACGCUGCUCCCUGCGCUGGCUCGCCUGUCGGAGAUUAUACCCUGCCUGACAUGCGUCUUCAUCGUCACCGCACCACCCGCCGGUUUCCUCCGCACGCCCUCGUCGCCGCAUCUGCACUUCCCGCCGUACACCAAGCCCGAGUUCGUGCGCAUCCUGGCGCUCGCCCCGCCGCCGCCCAUCCCCGGCACGACGCAGCGCGAGACGGCCGACCUGUGGACGCGCUUCUGCGCCGCCGUCCACGACGCCUUUGUGCGCUCCGCCGCCCGCACCCUGCCCGCCUUUCGCCACGGCUGCCGCGCCCUGUGGCCGCGCUUCACUGCCCCCGUCGUCGCCGGCACGUAUACGGUGAAAGAGUUCUCGAAGCUGCUCGUCGCCGCGAGGGUUCACUUCCAGGACGAGUCACUCCUGAACCCGAGCAUUGUCUCGGUGCGGCCUGCCGCGAGCCGGAAGAGCGCCGCCCCGGCGGAUGCCCCUGACCAUACGUCCACUGUUGCCGUCAACGGCGUAUCCAAAUCUACAACAACGGCGAUGACGACGACACCUCAUACACCGGCCGCCGCACCGGCCGCCGCCGCGCAGCUUACAGCCCUCCUCCCCAUCGCCGCCCGCAUCCUCCUCCUCUGCGCAUACCUAGCCUCCCACAACGCCGCCCGCCACGACCUAACCGUCUUCUCGACGUACCACUACGGACGCAAGCGUCGACGCGGCGGGGGCUUCGCCUUGGCCUCCACAGGCGGCGGCGGCGGGUCGUCGACGCCCCGCCGCGCCAAGCACCGCAAGAUCGCGCGUAAGCUUCUCGGCGCGCACGCCUUUGUCCUCGAGCGCAUGCUGGCCAUCUUCGAGGCCGUGAGGGGCGAGUGGAUUCCCGAGGGCGGCAGCUCCGUGGGCUCCGUCGUCGACGGCGACGUGGGCAUGGCUAUCGCCACGCUGGCCAGCCUGCGGCUGCUGGUGAGGGUCGGCGCGGGCGACACCAUGGACCGGGCGGGCAAGUGGAGGAUCAACGUCGGGUGGGACGCCAUCAGGGGUAUAGGGAGGAGCAUCGGCGUCGAGGUAGAAGAGUGGCUCAUGGAGUAA